Messenger RNA from Danio rerio (zebrafish), 808 nucleotides. The record is from RefSeq and is a predicted model, not a curated record. Lineage: Eukaryota; Metazoa; Chordata; Actinopteri; Cypriniformes; Danionidae.
GUCAUGUGACCUGGCAGAUGAUGCAAACACACACACGUCUCUCCAGCUGCAAUAUAAGAGAUUAUGGAUGAUUUCUGUGCUCGUCUAAGAAGAAAAUCCUGCACGUUUUUGAUGUGUCAGUGAAAUGAACUGAAGCGUGAGCGUCUGUCCGUCAGCAAGAUGCAGAAACACACACACACAGACGCUCUUCAGUGACGCUGAGAUCACCACCUGCCGAGAUGGUUUGCAUUCUCACUGUGUUUGCAUGCAUUUCUUCAGCUCUUAUUGUCACCGGACACAUGGCACUGAAUGACAACCGUGAUGUCGUUAACGUGGCAAACUAUGCUAUGAACUUCCACAACCGCAUGAGCAACUACACUUAUGCCUUUAAAGUGGUGAAUAUCUUAUCAGAUGCUGCUCAGCUUUAUCCUCCUGCACGGGUGAAAUACACCAUACAGAUUGAAGCAGCACAGACGGUCUGCAGGAAUCAAGAGAAUGUCAAUCUCACACAAUGUGCUGUGCAGGAUAACGCUGAGUGCCAGGAAAUGAUUAUAUCCCCAAACGUGUGCUGUCACAUCAGUGUGUCUGAAUGGACCUGCGGUCAAUAAUACAUGCUUGCUUGCUUGCUUAUGCCUUAUUAUGCACUUGUGGCAUGUUUUUGUAAAUCAUUAUUUAUACUGUACUUAAUCAUAUUUUUACAUUUUCAUAAACUGCAGCUUUCAACUCAUUAACUUAAAAGCUUGUCUGUAGAGAUGUUUUAGUAACAUAGAUUCAAGCUUGUGCCAAAAAAUAAGUUAAAUAAAAAAGAUGGUCUCAUUAAGCAUUUAAA